Messenger RNA from Acomys russatus (golden spiny mouse), 624 nucleotides. RefSeq names its product transmembrane protein 167A (gene Tmem167a). Lineage: Eukaryota; Metazoa; Chordata; Mammalia; Rodentia; Muridae. Gene Ontology annotation, biological process: intracellular transport; protein secretion. Bases 125 to 343 code for a protein of 72 amino acids. The transcript is spliced from 4 exons. The record is from RefSeq and is a predicted model, not a curated record.
UGGGCGGAGGCGCGGCGAUAGGCCCAACCGGGCCGCGGGAGAGAGCGGGAAGCGCGGCGGGCGUACAUCCUCUUCCGCCCCGGCCCGGAAGGGUGAUGUGGCUGGACCAAGCACCGGCCUCACUAUGUCUGCCAUUUUCAAUUUUCAGAGUCUGUUGACUGUAAUCUUGCUGCUUAUAUGUACGUGUGCUUAUAUCCGAUCCUUGGCACCCAGCCUCCUGGACAGAAAUAAAACUGGACUAUUGGGAAUAUUUUGGAAGUGUGCCCGAAUUGGUGAACGCAAGAGCCCUUAUGUCGCCGUAUGCUGUCUAGUGAUGGCCUUCAGCAUCCUCUUCAUACAGUAGCUUUGGGAACUACCAGCAUGGGACUGCCACCAGACUCUGCGAACAAGGACUUGCCGCCAGAAAAUAAUGGGAAGAAUAGUUGAGCCAUUUAUCUCUGAACAUGGAAUGAGAUAAAUUUCGAGAUGCUGUUCUCCAUUUUUAUGCCUUUGGACCAAUGAGCUAUAAAAAUAAUUAAGAUGUAACGGUUUAAUACACAGGAAUGUGAAUGUCGCGAUCAGCCUCAGUUCUGUCACUCCAAUAUUACACUGCAAAUGUCAUCCUGUUGUGUCGGGACUGCUUUU